Molecule: messenger RNA, 1063 nt
Organism: Sitophilus oryzae (rice weevil)
Lineage: Eukaryota; Metazoa; Arthropoda; Insecta; Coleoptera; Curculionidae
Product: craniofacial development protein 2-like
Exons: 2
Source: RefSeq, a predicted model, not a curated record
GCGUACCAAAAGACAAAGAGCAACAUCAGGCGUUGGAGUAGCUAUAAAUGAUAAAUAUGAACAGAAUAUAGAAAGCAUAGAAUACGUGUGCGACAGAAUCCUGAGAGUAAAUAUUAUGUUUGACCAACCCAUUCACAUUAUAUCAGUGUACGCAACCGACAUUAAUAAACCUGAAGAAAUGUCAAUGGACUUCUACGAAAAUCUACAGUCAGCGAUAGACAAAAUACCAAGACAUGAAAAGAUAAUUCUGUUAGGGGAUUUAAACGCAAGAAUUGGAAACGAGAACGAACUGAGAAUAAACAACACAUAUUUUCCCCAUAAAGAACAACACAAAUACACCUUCUAUGACAAUAGAAACAAUAAAUCAAUAAUCGAUUAUAUCAUCACCAAUCGAAGUUUCUUACCUCAACAAAUAAUAGACAUAAGAGUCUUAUCCUCAGCCAACAUUGGAACAGAUCACAAACUUAUGCUAGGAAAGAUACGAAUAGGUGCGCCGCUAUCCAAAAAAAGACCAUCGAUAAAAACUGAAAAAUUCAAUAUAGAAUCCCUCAACCACGAAAGCACUAAACAACUUUAUUCAAACAGAUGCCAAACACUUGUCACUCUUAACCCCAUAGCACAGUUUGAUACUCCUAACACAGCUUGGAAUAAACUGAAAGAAAACAUCUGCAAAGGUGCUAAAGAAGCUUUAGGAACACGUACUGUAUCACACAAUAGAAGACCGAACAUUAAACCUUGGUUUACAUUAGAAGUCAAGAACAUUACAAGGGAAAUGAAGGAAAAAUACUUACAAUACAAGAAAUCGCUUCAACACCGGAGAACCGAAAUAUUCUAUACCGAAAUAAGGAACAGGACUAAUAAUAGAGUACGAAAAUUAAAGAAGAAUAUUGGCAGCGAUUUAGUAUUGGCGAAAUGGAGGCGGAUAUGUACGGAGCACAAAAAACGUAUUGGGAAGAUGUUGAGGGGUUUGAAACGAGAAACAAAUGAAACAAUACAACUAAGAACAAUUGCAGAAGAUAUGUGGGAAAAAUAUUUCCAGAGACUUAUACGCAGAAACAGAUGA